GUAGGGGUUAUUACGGGAGAAACGGCGGACAACAAACACAGGGCUGUCGGCACUCACAUACACGGGGGGUCACACCGACGUCCGCAUCAGUUAUUGCCCACGCCCCCAGCCCUCGGAGGCGAUCCCUAUAAAAGGUGGAACCCAAAGAGCUCGAGGCAGUUGGACACGAAGCUGACCAGUGAAGAUCCAAGACUCGGAGAUUAGGCCCUGGGACUCCCCGGUCUCGCCGUCCUUAUAAGGGCCGAGCCGGGUAAGCCAGUGGCGCGGCCCAAGAGCUUCCAGACCGCUGCCCUUAUCAGGGCAAGGCUGGUUAGCUGGUGCCGAGAUCUGUGCUUGCCAGGGCCAGAUCAGUCAGCCUCCCGUAGCCCAGUAGAGGAGGACUGGGGGACAGGACAGAGGGCUUAGUACUAGGGUGGGUUUCCCAUAGUACGGGUGAAGGGGCCGAUACCCCUUCAACUAUUGUAUCUGUCCCGGAGUUAAUAAACAGUGUGUCUCAACUUCCUCAUCGUCUCCUCAUCAACUUACUACAUCUGGUGUUGGAAGUGGGCCAAGCAUGGAUACGAGACGGAAGACUCGUGCCCAAGACCCAGGAGAGGAUGACGACGAGGGAGGGGCAGUGCAAGACAUCGCCGCCGACGUACCUGCACAACUGCUGCCGGCUCCGACAUCGGCGGGGCCGUCGGAGAGGGCCGGGACGUCGACUGACGAGUUGGCGUUGGCUCACUCGCGGCUGGCGGAGCUCUUGUAUGCAGCGGCCGCUAUGCUGGAACAAAUAACUCGCCUGGGGCCGGGAGGAGCGACGCGGCGGGAAGAUGGACAACGCCCGCCAGAAACUCCCGCCUUUACAACAGCGGGGCGACUCGAAAAUCCCGCCACGAAGACAGUAGGGGCGGAGGGAGGAGUCCCAGCUCGUCACGCGGGAGACGGUGCCCAGCCAGCAGCCGCCACGUCAUCGGCGGAGGCGGGUCGCGGUGGCAGCCUAUCAGGGGUUGAAACGUCACCACCAGCUGACGCCAGCACCGACCAUACAGUACGGGGACGCGCUACGGAUGCUGCAAGAGACGCUGCAAGAGGAUCGGAGACGGAGCCGACAUUCCAGCAACGCCUGCCGGCCCUGCAGGUAUUUGUUGCAAGCGACGGCGAUUGGGGGGGGUUCCAGCGCCGGUUCUUGGCCCACCAAGAGAUGGCAGGCUGGUCGGACAACGAGGCGCUGUGUGCUCUCCCGGCGUUAUUGGACGGCGACGCCCUGGGCACCCUCACUGCUGCACCCAAGUCGGCACGCUCCACCAUUCAGUCGGCGCUGCAGCUGCUGGCCACCGUUUAUGGGCCGUCCUCCGAUUGUCGCCAGCUCUUCUAUGAACGGCAGAAGGGUGAUAAGGAAUCGCCACUCGCUUAUCGCACGGCCCUGCUGUCAUUGGCGAAAGACGCUUUCCCGCGUAUGGAUGAAGAGGGGAUCGAUGCGAUGGUGGCCGAGAAAAUUUUGCUGCUGGCUGACGAUCUGGACUUCACCAUCUUAGCGCAGGACGAUGCGGAUAUGUCAUCACUGCGGGCUGCAAGGCACAUUCACGCCAAUCUCAUCUCCCAGCGGAGGAAGGCGAACAAAGCUGCUGCACGACACACCGUGGCGGCAACCUCUUCUGGAAUGGAGGGAGCCUUCGCUGCGGAUCGUUCUGCAGGAUGGCGAUCUGCCGAGCGACCGGCUCGGGACGUUCCAAGCCACCGAGACCAGCCCAAGUCCUCUGGAACGCUCGUCGUCUGCUAUAAUUGUGGCCUCCGGGGCCACGUGGCGUCCGGAUGCCGGGCUCCUCGACAGCGCGGUGCGAGACCUGGAGCUGCGGACGGCCCUCCUCACAAGCCUUCGCAACAUCCUCGGGAGCCCCAGGACUGAAGCCCUCUGGGCUGCCAGCCUCCCCCGUGGGGGGCGGCGCUGGCACGUCCGGGAAACCGGACGACCAGGCACCUGCUGAUGCGACACCUGCCACUGACUCUACCAAGCCGGCCCCUUGUGACGGGCCCGCUGCACGGACUCGCGCCAAAACGCGCCGGUUGUUAUGAUUAGCUUUCCGCGCGUGUUCCGUUGCUGCGGAACCCGCUCAUUGUAUAUAUGUUUUUUUAAUGGUUGUAUGUGUGUGUAAUAACGAUGACCACGCUAUCUGCUUGUUGCUUGCUGUCCAUGUAAGUGUGUGCGUGUGUUGGGAAUGGACGGAGAGUCUGCUGUGGUUGCUGAGUUUCAAAGGGAGUGUGUGCGCUGCUGCGUGGAGUUGUUAUCUUGAUGGUAAAGUUAAUUAUUAACGUGGGAGCGUCGGGUAUCCUGUGCUGUACCAUCUCGUGGGUCACCGUGCGCGAUGGGCUUAAUUGAAAAAAAAAAUGUUUUUUUUGGGCUGUAUUAUGCUGCGAGGUGCUGUGUGCGAUGCGGUCGUUGCAUGAGAGGGAAUAACUGUGUUGUGGUUGAAAAGUUACGACGGGAUUGAUGGUGUGUUGGUCGCCUGCAGAUUUGCUUGCUAUUGUACUUCAAUGUACGCGUGUGAUCGCGAUAUGCUGAUUGCAUGUGCUGUUAUACCGUUCUGUAUAUGUGUUGCGGUUCCGGGUGGGGGGUUUUUUGUUUUUUUUUAGGGAACCAUCGGUUGAUGUUACGCUUGUUCUUGUUAUUGUUACUGUUACG
Messenger RNA from Lethenteron reissneri (Far Eastern brook lamprey), 2662 nucleotides. RefSeq lists its product as uncharacterized. Gene Ontology annotation, molecular function: zinc ion binding; nucleic acid binding. NCBI's taxonomy places the organism in Eukaryota, Metazoa, Chordata, Hyperoartia, Petromyzontiformes, Petromyzontidae. The record is from RefSeq and is a predicted model, not a curated record.